Thunnus maccoyii (southern bluefin tuna) is the source of this 7245-nucleotide messenger RNA. It is a transcript of the gene atad5a, whose product is annotated as ATPase family AAA domain containing 5a. Gene Ontology annotation, cellular component: nucleus. Gene Ontology annotation, molecular function: DNA clamp unloader activity; DNA binding; ATP hydrolysis activity. The transcript is spliced from 22 exons. Bases 402 to 5963 code for a protein of 1853 amino acids. Lineage: Eukaryota; Metazoa; Chordata; Actinopteri; Scombriformes; Scombridae. The record is from RefSeq and is a predicted model, not a curated record.
CACGUAUAUUUGGCGCUCUUCAUUCACGACCAGCCUGGCGCGUUUUUGAAAGAGCAACACACGUCAAGAAUAAUGUAUCCUGGAUUAAAACUCGCAACAAUUCGGAAAAUGCGAGUUUAACGUUUUUCAUUUUGCGUUCAUAUAUCCGUGGCUGACAUGUGGGAAAUGUUUCGACCACUUUUGGGACCAGCGAGGAGCGGAGUUACUUUGAGAGUAGCAUCGAGCGAAGUCUGCUAGCUUGUUGUUUUACAGCGGACUUUGUAUGUCUGCUGGCAACAAACAGCUGUCCUCCUCACACAAUGAACAUUGCAUCUGUUGUUCAUUCACACAGACGGGAGCGUGAAUAAGAAACGCCAAGAAGACAGUCUCUGAAGUUACAGCAUUAUCGGUCUCUUCAAAUUAUGGCUGGUGUUGUGGCUAUGGCAUCUGUCAUUGAGGACUUUGACACCCAGCCUUGCAAGAAGUCUCGCAAAGAUGGUGGCAGUCCUGUUGUCAAGACAAUCACAAACUAUUUCUCUCCGGUGCCCAAGCCCGUGGAGAAACCUUUCUCUCCUCCUCGCUCCAACAACAUCAGGGACUACUUUAGCCAAAAGUCUCUGUCUUCUAAAGUAAAGACCAGCUCACCAGAACAGUCUAAAGAGAACUGUCAGAAGUCCCAGUCUGCAGAAAAACACACCAGCCCAGAGGCCAUAGUGAAACAGCCAUCUCAGAAAAGGAGAAGAAAGGUCACCAAAGCUGCAAGGAAGCUUGUUGAGGCUGAAACCUUUAGUUUCGCUGAGGAGACAAGCUGUGUGAUUGUAGAAGAAUCACAUGAAAGCAGAGACUGUGCAGCAGAACCAGCCAGCAGCUGUGGUAUUCUUGGCAGCGAUACAGCAGCUCUGCUGGCCCAGCUUAGUGCUGAGGCCUCUAUCACUGCUGUAACAUCAGAGAUGAAGGCAACCAAGACUGUCAGUGUUGAACAAGAUGAACAUCAUGAUGAUGGUUCCAAAUGUGGUAACCAUGGCAAACAUGAACCAGAACUGAAGAGUAUUGCCUUAUCUCCAGUUGUACCUUCAAAUGACAAAGCUAAAUUGGUCAAAACUGCUGCACGAAAUACUAGGAAGAGUCAGCAACAGGAGGCAAAGUAUUCAGAACCAGAGGAGAAAGAGGAAGAAAAGUCCUUCUGUGAUGUUAGCAUGGAGGUUAAUGUGGAUGAGGCCUCUCAGUUAAACAACAGCACAGUGACUAUCUCCUUUGAAGAGUUUGUGCGGAGUCAGAGCCAAGAAGACAUAGAAGAUGAACAGGGUAAAGGAGAUGAAAGUAAAAUCACAACAGAGGCUGAGGAAAUGGACACUGAGCAGUUGGACAUCCCAAAAGCGGAAGAAAAUGUGGGUUCUGGGGAGCCUCCUCUUCAGGUCUCGCCCCGAACCGUCACCAUCCAGGCUGAAGUGCAUGUAGUCUCACCCAAACAGGAAGCAGUCAAGCCUGUGGGAAAGGUAGCCUCUAUCUUCAACAGGAGAAGAGGAGCGAUGAGCCCUGCAGAUGUAGCGUCGCCCCCUCACACAGAGGCUGGACACCAACUUCCACCUACCUCUUUGACUGUCAAACGGAAAUCCAAUGUGGUUUUGCAAGAGGAAGAUCUAGAGCUGGCUGUGCUUGAGAGUGAGUCUACACCAAAGUGCAGUGAGGCAGAGAAGAAGCAGUUCAUGGCUGCCUUCAAACAGCCCAGCCUGGAUGGGUCCAAAACCAAGCCUGGUAAGAGUCAGGCUAAGCAGAGGCAACCUGAAGAGAAGACUGUGGAUGCUGCAGAAAAAGUUGCUGAAGAGGACACUGUAAUUCCAUCCCCUGUUGAGCAAGUCUCUGCUGCCCCUCAGGAAAAGAAGGUAGCUAAAAAGAAACCAGGAAGAAAAGGCGGAAAGAAGGGUGAAGCAGAAAAGGAAGCAGUCACCACCUCACCUGCUGUUGGACCUGCUGCUCCUCCCGCAGAAGAAAUGGUGGCCACCAACGCUGAAGUUGAUGAUAAAAGAGAGGAGCCUCUGAUCACCUCAACUCCCUCCAUCCCAGCUGUGAGGAGGUCUAGAAGAGAGGCUGUUGUCAGGCAAACCCCUAAGGCCACACCAACAACUCCUAUUAGGAACACCAAGAAACAAGACAAGUUAAAGGAUGCUGCUGCUUCACCUCAGGACACCCCUGUAAAGAUGUCCACCCCAAAGACAUGCAAGUCCAAACAUGGAGUCUUUGUAGCAGAGAUGGUGUGCCCACCUGACAAAAAAGAAAGUCCAAUCAGGAUUAAAUUUACUAGAGUCCAUCAAAAUGUUAAAGUGUCCAAGAAUGGAAGUGGCAUAAACUCUCCUUUGGCUACUAAAACAUCAAAUGACUCUAAAAAAAGGAAGCAGGCAAAGAAGUUGGUGGAGAAAGCCAUUGCGAUUCAGAAGAGUAAGAUAACUGCUGUUGAGCAGAAGAGCACCUUAAGGCGUUCGUCACGAACUGAGGCUUCCAUCACGAAGAGUUACUGUGAAGAUGAGGAUUCUGUCAUCUGCCUGGAGGAGGACCAGACCGCAACUCCUCAGACGGUACCAGAAAAGGGUAAAACCCAGAAGCAUUUACGCAGUCUAAAUGAUGUGCUAGGCAAAGCUGCACCUGUUGGCAAAGAGACCAAGGCGCCUCCAGUCUCCAAAGUGGCAUCGCUCAGCCAAGAGAAGACUGCUCGGAGGGUGUCAGCGGUGGUGUCGAUCUUUGAUGAGAGCAGCCGCGAGGGCUCUGAAAACUCCCAGGAUGAUGAGCAGUUCAGGGCACGCAGAGAGUUCUUGAAGAGCGGCCUGCCAGAGUCCUUCAGGAAGCAGAUAGCCAAGACCGCUGCCACUAAGGAGGCAUACACCCUCUCCUGUUCCUCCUUCCAACCAGUUAUACACAUGAGGCAAUCACCAAAUGAUUGCCCUCUAUGGAGUCUGCCAUGGCCUGAGUCUUCAUUACUGUGUCAUUUGAAAGAGCUUUGGAGCCAAGCGUCCAACCUACCUCUAUCUGUUAGUGGCUCCUUCUGUUUGAAGACGGAACCAUCCCCAAGAGCCUUUUGUGAAAGGGGUUCUGGCUGGAGGCCUGAGAUCUCUGAAAGUGUUCGUCAGCUUUUAAUGGAGGACAUCAGCGCCUCCAACUCUCCCUUCCCUCUUCAGAUGUUCAUGACUCGCUUCUUGAAGAGACGCACUGAUCACCAGCAACACUGCACAGCCUCGGAGGCUGCAACCAGAGUCACAAGCACCCCAUUGUCAGCUGAACCAGUAGGAGGGAAGAGGAAGAGGAUGGAUGAUGACGGAGUAAUGACAGUAAAAGUGGCUAAGAAGCAGCGGGCCGACUGUUCAGAAGAGAAUAUCUCCAUGUCUGAGCUAGAGCCAACGAAAAGGGGAGGCCGUACAAGACGAGGCAGGAGACCCAAGCUAGAGGAGGAAGAAAAAGAGAAGGCUAAGCCCUCACUCAAAACUGCUCCCAACCCGUCUGAAGACGACUCUGUAGUUGUGCUGGAUGACUUGCUUUUGGAAGAGGACACUAUGAUAAAAGAUGUAGUGAAGGAGGAGUUGUUGUGGACGGACAAAUAUCAGCCCCAGCACCCCAGUGACAUCAUAGGCAACACCGCCUCAGUAAGGAGGCUGCACAGUUGGCUGAGGGAGUGGAAACUCCGUGCAGACCGAGAAGAGAGAAAUAAGCAGAAAGAUAAGAAACAAGAGGAAGGCAGCAAUGACUCUGACUGGGACUGUGAAGAAGGGGAUUCUCAGGAUGGAGAGGACAUGUUGUGUAAUACAGUGCUUAUCACAGGACCCACUGGAGUAGGAAAGACUGCUGCAGUCUAUGCUUGUGCCCAGGAGCUUGGCUUCAAGGUAUUUGAGGUGAAUGCUUCAUCUCAGCGGAGUGGCCGUCUAAUUCUAUCCCAGCUGAAGGAAGCCACUCAGUCACACCAGGUGGACAGUCAGGGGGUCAACGCCCACAAACCCACCUACUUCAACAGCUACAGCGCUGGCACCAUCAGGCACGGAUCCUCUCCCAGGAAGGUUAACUCUCCUCGCAGGGUGGUUUCCUCUCCCAGGAAAAAUCCCCAGUCGCCAAGAGGUGCCAAAAGAAGCGGCCUGGCUCCCACCUCUUUAGCUAACUUCUUCAAAAUGGGCCGACCCGCCAACAAGGAGCCACCAAACACUAAGAAGAAUGAACAAAAGGCUGCUUCCAACAAAAUCAUGAAAGCAAAUGAAGGUAACAAUAAGCAUAAAGAUGCCACUGUAAAAUCACCAGCAUGUGCCACACCUAAGGAGAAGAAUAAUGAAGAACAGAGCAAGAAGACAGCUACCUCGCUCAUCCUGUUUGAAGAAGUGGAUGUUAUUUUUGACGAUGACUCAGGGUUUCUAGCUGCCAUAAAGACAUUCAUGACCACUACCAAGAGGCCAGUCAUCCUCACUACCAGCGAUCCUACUUUCAGCACCAUGUUUGAUGGCAACUUUGAAGAGAUCCAUUUCAAAACGCCCUCAGUGUCGAAUGCGAGCAGCUACCUGCGCCUGCUGUGUCUAGCUGAGGACAUGAGGACAGAUGUAUCAGAUGUCGACUCUCUGCUCAGACUCAAUGGCUGUGACAUCAGGCAGAGCUUACUGCAGCUGCAGUACUGGACUCGCAGUGCAGGGGGGCGCCACAUAACCAGGCCAUUGGCACACACUGGCAAAAAUGAUGAACUAAAACCAGAGACUCAUGGAGAGGCAGCAGGCAACACGUCUGUGUGUGCAGUGACUGACCCGUCCACUCUACCUCCCUGUGACACUGGCUGCACUGAGAGCAUGCUGGGCCUGCUGAAUACUGAACCUGAGAGAGACAUCUGGGAGCUGCUCAGGAGCCAGAGUCUGGUGGAGGAGGCAGCAUGCUGGGAAAUGCUGAAGGAGAGCAGUCGACGAGAAGUGAACCUGCUCUAUUCCAACAUGGAAGCCCUCUUACCUUUACCCCUCACACAGAUGACUACUUCCACCCACAGACCUGAGCAAUGUGUUUCUGUAUCACAAGACCAUUCUUCUGUCGAUGCAAAAGAGGUGCCGUCCACCAGUCUGCAGUCUGACACGCUGCCAUCCCACGCCAGGUUAUUGCACACGGCAGAGUCAGCUGAAUGCUCAGAUGAUGGCAGUCCAGUCAAAGUGUCCCACGGAAUGAGGAAGAACAAGAAGAGGCACCGCCUACCUGACCAGGAUGGACUGCAGUCUGACUCAGACUCAGAGGAGAGUUUUCAAUCACUCUACAAGCCGCAGGGUGCCCCUGAAGCAAAGGAGGAAAUCAAAGAGAGUUUAGUUUCAGAGAAGGUGAAAAGGAAGCCACUGACUCCUGAGGAACGGGUAAAAAGUCUCCCAGUCUCUCAGGGUCUAGAAUCAAUAGCUGACUUUUUAGACAACAUAUCCUUCAUGGAUGCCUCCUUGCUUCACCCAGAAGGGGGGGACAUUCACAGAAGAAUGUUACCAGUCUCUGCAGUGGUGAAAGACGGGAUGACAGAUGAGGCAAGGUUUGAUAUUGACAGAGGGAGCUGGGUGAGGGGAGAGCGCAACUUGGACAUCCAGGCUGCUGUGGAGGCUCUGAGCUUCCACAAGUGUCGGGUUUCGGUGGCGGAGGCCUGGGACAAAGCUCAACAACUAGAAGGGGAGCUGGGAAAGGAGGCCGCCGCUGAACUCAGCCUCCCUGUGGUGCAUCAUAAAGAAGGUUACAGCUUCACUCAGGACAGCCCCUGUCAACCACAGCUGGUGCAGCGGAGGAGAGAAGUUAUGGAGAGUCUGAUGUUCAGAGGAGUGUUUGGUACUCUGGGCAACAGAUCAGCAGCUGCUCUGGACUACUUGCCAGCCCUGCGAACUAUCUGCAGGUCAGAGCAGCUCAAGGAGCAGGGCAAGCUCAAACGAAGGUUCCUGCACUACCUAGAUGCGAACCAUCUGGGUCUUGAAAAGAGCACUCUACAACACCUCGCUGAAGACUUCCCCUAAAUCGCAGAGAAGACAAGACGUGUUAUCAUGAUCAUAAAGAGGCUUUAAACAAAUAUUGCCUUUUGAGUGGUCAUACUUUUAAGGCCCUUGAGUUUAGGCUGUCACGUUUACAGUAUGUGUUGCGGCAUCAGGACAGACAGUCUGGCAACGAUAUAAAUCAGUGUUGCCUGUUGUCUGUUUGUGACUCUGACCUCGGCAUGAGAUGAGGUGGUUAGCUGGUCAGUAGAUGGUCAGAUGUGUGUGUGUGUGUGUGAAGUUUCCAUGUGUACAAGAUGGAAAUGACUUCUGACCUGAAGGGCACACAACUAAAUAACCUCACAUCCCACAUGGGCCUUUUGUCUAAUCAGCACAUCUUUUGGUGCUUGCAAAGAAUGCACUAAAUAUUAAUACUUAUCUGAUUUUUUUUUUGUAAUAUUAAGCUGUGCUGGAGUGUGUGUUUUUUGUACAGUAGUGUUUUAUACUUUGUAGCCUCAUUUAUCAAUUUGCUUUGCAUUUUGCAAAGUGUUUUUAUCAAGUAGAAAUUGCUUUUGAAUACCGAGUGUCACUAAUGAUUUGUAAGAGUUUGACAUGUAAAAUAGAAUUUGUAAAGGCUGUGUGUAAAUUGUCAUUCUCCACACAAAGUACUGUUGAUGCAUUCAGGAUCUCGUUCAUUUUCAUAAAAUGCAGGCAGCUUUUGACAAAGUUCUGCUGUAUUUGUCAGCCCUAAAAGUCACCUUCACAUUCAUGGCAGUGAUUUUAAUGUUUCUGUUGUUUUUCAACCUUAAAUAUGUACACAUUCACAAUGGAGAUUUGUUGUGACCAAAUAAAGGUUUAUCACAACUAAAAACAAAUUGUUCUCAGCAGUUAUAUGUUUUAUUCUACAGUAAAAUAGUCUAUGCUGUCGUAACUACAGUGUGAUUGAUAUCGUGGGGGAAGGCAGGACAUGAAGUGAUGGUUUGCUUAGCGCUCAAAACGCUUCUACACCUGCACAGCGGGUAAACCGGUUUCGGGUGAAUUUGCUUUUUGCCUCCGUGAAUGCUUCAUCAGCAUUUAUAAUUGGAAGAAGCGCAGUCUGCGUGGAGCUAUAUUGUUAAAAGAGACAACCGCCGCUGACAAAAGGACAACCUGUUUGCGACAGUGCAGCAGGACUGGAUUGAGAGGAGGGAGUUUAUGCUGUUGUGACAUCCCUGAGUUACCCGCCGAGUCAAGUUCCAGUUUUCAAAUGGACAUUUUGUCAGUUGCGUUGCUCCACGUGUGACACUAUGUGAUCACCAUGCUGAGUUUUAACAGCGGGAUUUAUCAG